AUGAAUAAUACUACCGACACGGAAGACUUUGUCAUGGAGCACACCACUUCGGAAAUAAUUGAGAUCUGCUAUCAGUUAAGCUUCUUGUUCAUCGGCACCCCAAUAAACAUCUACGCGUUGUUCCGAACCAGCAGGAACGUCCGCGAAGGAGGUGUCGAGUCGCGAUUAGUCCGACUCAGUCGCCAGUUACUCAUCGCUCAUCUCUUGGUGUUGCUUGUCUAUGGAAUUUGGAGAACCUAUUGGCUUUAUAACAUUGUUUGGCUUCAAGGCGACUUUCUUUGCAAGGUUUACAGUUUUCUUUGCGCGUUGCCAUUUCAUUUGUGGUCAAACAUGGUGGCUGCAAUUACUGUUGACAUGCUAUGCUGCAUCACGUCGCCUUUGAGCAGUUAUCGUACUGGUGCUAAUCGGGUUUCCUGGCUGAUUGCCUUGUCAUGGAUCUUCGCCAUUAUUUGCUCGAUUCCAAUGGCAAUACUUCGCGGAACGGUUCGCAUCUCGUCGACCGAGCCUUAUGAGCAAUGCUAUGCUCAUUUAGAGGCAUUCGGAGAGGAUGCAAUUAUAGCGUUCCAUAUGUUUCAUGUGCUCACGACCUUCUACAUUCCGCUCCUAAUUGUUAUAAUUUGCUACUUGUUAAUCGGAUUGUCGAUCAAAAAGCAAAUGGCUGAAAGGCGGCUAUUACAUGAUGGUGGACAAGCCAAGAAAAACUCGAACACCAAAGCGAGAUUUCUUCGAACCACCAUUGCAAUUAUUUGCACGUUCUUUUUCACAUGGCUUCCUUAUCAGGUGCUUGCAUUACUUCGUGUUGUUUGCGAUAAUGAUAAACAAUGUGAGCACGUCCUCGGAAAACUCAACUGGCUGCAAGCAAUUAUAAUAGCGAGCACCUGUAUUAAUCCAUUCCUUUACCGAUUCGGUGUGGAGCCAAAGCGCGCGUCUUAUUACUGCAGUACGGUAGAUACUGGUAAGGAGGAAGCCGGUCAGUUCGCCGGUCGACAGCGCGCAAAUGCCGGAACACGGACACUUUAUGCAAUGAUGCCAAACGAUGGUACGGCUCGUGUAAGCGAGACAAUAGCCGAAAUGCAGCCAAAACGCGGCAGCAGUCCACGAGUUCGCCGACUUCUGCAAUUUCGUCCAACAAUGUCUGAAGCCCAAAAAGGACGCACUUUCGAAACGAUUCUUGAAGCCGCUGAGUGGCCAACACCCCUAGUGCCACUAAAGAAAAUCAAGGCCGAGCAUCAGCUUCAUUGUGACAUUUAUGUGAAACUCGAGUAUCUCAAUGUGGCCGGCUCGCUUUCUGAUCGUGCAGCCAUCAAAGCCUUCGAAAUGGCUUAUGAGAUGGGUCUUGCACCCGGAGAUGAGGUGGUUUUGACAUCGGGUGGGUCCACGGCUGUUUCUUACGCAACAGUUGCCGCGGUCAAAGGAAAUAAUUUGACUGUCUACACACCAAAAAAAGGGACCGAGCUUGUACAAACGAUUCUGGAUUCGCUUGGAGCCAAGACUAUUCAUCUCGAUGUGGAGAGCUUCAGCGAGGCGAGAGCAUUGACUGACGAAGCGGCUCAACAAUCUGGAGCUUUCAAUCUGAAUAAGUAUGCCACCAAUGCCACCUUCGUUGCAAAUAUGUCAAAAACCGCGUGCGAAAUUGAAAACGCUGUUGGCAAGAAGCUGAUCAGAAAAGUGAACGCCGUCGUGCUACCAAUGAAUACCGGUGUUGCUGCUGCCGGAAUUUCUGCUUUCUACAAGGGAAUCGGAGAGCACGGCGUAAGAGUUGUAGGUGUCACCUGCAAGGAAAACAAGAUUCCCGAGAUGGGAUCCGAUCUCAAGGAAGGAUUACUCAAGGAAUAUGGAAUUGAGCAACGUGAGGUCGACGAAGAGGAAACCUAUCGUUUCACAAGACACUUGAUUUCCUCUGAAGGCGUUAUGGCUGGACCAUCUUCUGGUGCAGCAGUACUUGCUGCUCUCAAACUCGCCAAGGAAUUGCCGGCUGGUUCCACUAUCAUUGUCAUUCUCAUGGAUGGAAUUCGCAAUUAUUUGCGUCAUUUCCUUGAUGAUGAUUGGGUUCGCGACAACAAAUUGAACGUCGAUCCGCGCAAGGAAGGACCUCAGCCAAACAGCACUUUUGAUCCAAAGGUUUUGGAAUAUGAUCCAACAAAGCUAUCGGGUGAAUGGAGCAAAGAUGAGAAUGGAAAAUGGACCCAUUCGGCUAUUGAAUUCAACAAAUUCAAUCCCGAGAGACAACUUGUCUUUGACACCGUUCUUGAUGGAAUCGGCAAAACGCCAUUGGUGAAAUUACAGCGAAUCCCAAAAAAGCAUGGUGUCAAAUGUAAUGUCUAUGUCAAAUGCGAGUAUCUGAAUUCCGGCGGAUCAACCAAGGACAGAAUUGCUCAACGAAUGAUUGAAAUUGCUGAGAAGACUGGAAAGCCGGGAAAGCUUGUGCCAGGAGUCACUUUGAUUGAACCAACAAGUGGAAACACUGGAAUUGGCCUCUCGUUGGCCGCUGCUGUCAAGGGAUACAAAUGCAUCAUCGUCAUGCCAAAGAAAAUGUCAAAGGAAAAAGCGCUUGCCAUGGAAUCACUUGGAUCAACGAUCAUCCGCACUCCGAACGAAGCGGGAUUUGACAGCCCACACUCGCACAUUGGAGUUUCUCUUCGCUUGCGCAGCGAGAUUCCCGACAGCGUGAUUUUGGAUCAAUACUGCAAUCCUGGAAAUCCUUUGGCCCAUUACGAGCAAACCGCCGAAGAAAUUCUUUACGAUAUGGGCGAUAAGAACAUCGACUUGGUUGUUUUGACGGCUGGAACUGGAGGAACCGUUACUGGAAUCUCACGCAAAAUCCACGAUAGGCUUCCAAAUGCCAAGGUUGUUGGAGUUGAUCCCCACGGUAGUGUGCUUGCUGGACCACAUCAAUCGGAAAUUGACUUCUAUGAGGUUGAGGGAAUCGGAUACGAUUUCUUGCCUGGAACUCUCGAUACGAGUGUGGUUGAUUACUGGAUGAAGUCUCACGACAAGGAAUCAUUCUUGAUGGCUCGCGAACUUAUUCAAACCGAAGGCAUUCUUUGCGGUGGAUCAGCUGGUUGCGCUGUUCACUAUGCAUUGGAGGAGGCCAAGAAGCUUAAUCUUCCGGAAACCGCCAACGUUGUUGUUCUUCUUCCGGACGGAAUCAGGAAUUACCUGUCCAGGUUCCUUGACAACAACUGGAUGAAUGAACGUCAUUUUUUCGAUUAA
Messenger RNA from Caenorhabditis bovis, 3213 nucleotides. NCBI's taxonomy places the organism in Eukaryota, Metazoa, Nematoda, Chromadorea, Rhabditida, Rhabditidae. The record is from the annotation of a GenBank genome assembly.